CUUGUAGGUUCGUGUUGGCUUGAACGCAGUCAGAUCGUUGUGUGGUCUCGUGGUGGUGGUGGUUGGUCUGCGGGCGAUUUGCGCCAGUACGUGAGUGAGUGUGUCUGUGCUAGUAGUGGCCGUGUCACGGGAUCGACUCUUCAUCGCUGCGAUUUUUGUAACAGAGUUUUGGCCCAGUGUCGAGGAGCAUCGCAGUCCGUGUAACGCGCCAGGACCGAUACGCCGCCGCCAGAUUUAGGUGACCACAGGGAGUGGAUGAUGGUAAAGGAGAAAAAGGACAGAUAGCAGUGUACAACAGAAGGCCAGCAUGACAUUCGAAUCCAUAGACCGGUUCUGUGGUUCGCCGUUUUGGGAUACCAACUUAACAUGGCACACAGAGGAUCCUGAUUUGACAGAUUGCUUCCAGAGGACUGUUCUUGUUUGGGUACCCUGUGUUUUUCUCUGGACUUUUUCUGCUUUGGAGACCUACUACCUGUUAAGCAGCAAAACAAGGAAUGUUCCAUGGAACUGGCUCAAUGCAACAAAACUAGUCAUUACAUUAAUUUUGGUUGUACUGACAGUCGCAGAUCUGGGGAAUGCAUUUCAUCUGAUUUCACUGAACGAGGAUGUGCAUCCAGUAGACAUAUUCGUUCCUAUAAUCAAAAUUAUGACAUUUUGCCUAGCUGGUGCUCUCCUCUUCUACAACCGUAAAAGAGGCAUGCGAACAUCGGGAUUGCUGUUCCUAUUCUGGUUACUCCUUGCACUUUGUGGUGCAGUGCAGUACCGUGCACAGAUAGCAUUAACUUAUGAAAACACAUUUGAACCAGCAUUUUCGUUCAUUUCAUAUAUGAUAUAUUACCCUCUAAUAUUGGUGAUAUUAGUCCUGAGUUGUUUUGCCGAUGCCGCUCCAAGAUUCUCUGAAUAUCCUACAGUUGAGAAACCGUGUCCUGAAGGAAGUGCAUCAUUCCUCUCAAGAAUUCUCUAUACAUGGUUUGACAGGUUAGCUUGGAAAGGUUUCAGAAAGCCACUGGAAAUGAAAGAUUUGUGGAAUAUGAACCCAGAAGACACUGCUAGGGAAGUGCUCCCUCAAUUUGAUAAGCACUGGGAAAAGACUCUGCAACAGACUGCUAAUGCUCGUGCUCCCAAAGCAUCAUUUCACAAAAAUGCUGCUAGUGUUGACUUUGUGGGAACACAAUCUAAAAAGAAAUACCAGGCGUCUAUCCUACCAGCUAUUUGCAAGGCAUUUGGUCCUACAUUUCUUUUUGGUGCAUGCCUCAAAUUCAUACAAGAUGUUCUCAUGUUUGCGAAUCCCCAGAUAUUGAAGUUGCUCAUCUCCUUCGUGGAAGGAAAUGAGCCUAUGUGGAAGGGAUACACUUACGCAGGUCUUAUGUUUGCAACAGCAGCAGUACAAACACUGGUGCUGGCACAGUACUUUCAUCGUAUGUUCAUCGUUGGACUCCGUGUCAGAACUGCAGUGAUAGCAGCAGUUUACAGAAAAGCACUUCGUAUGUCAAACUCGGCAAGAAAGGAAUCAACAGUUGGAGAAAUUGUUAAUUUGAUGUCAGUGGAUGCCCAGAAACUAAUGGAUCUUACCACCUAUCUGAAUAUGAUUUGGUCUGCUCCUUUACAGAUCGCACUAGCCCUGUAUUUUCUCUGGGAUAUCUUAGGUCCAUCCGUGCUUGCUGGUCUCGCAGUCAUGAUAAUCAUGAUACCGCUUAAUGCCUAUGUAGCAAAUAGAGUAAAAACACUUCAGAUGCGUCAAAUGAAAUAUAAAGAUGAAAGGGUAAAACUUAUGAAUGAAGUCCUAAAUGGGAUGAAAGUUUUAAAACUGUAUGCUUGGGAGCCAUCAUUUGAACAAGAGGUUUCAAGAAUAAGAAACAAAGAAAUCAAAGUACUGAAGCAAUUGGCAUAUCUCAAUGCAAUAACAUCAUUUAUAUGGUCCUGUGCUCCUUUCCUGGUAUCCCUAACAACCUUUGCCACAUAUAUUAUGUGGGAUGAGAAAAAUGUUCUGGAUCCCGAGAAGGCAUUUGUAUGCCUAACCCUGUUCAACAUGAUCCGUAUGCCCCUGACCAUGCUUCCUAUGUUAAUAGUGUUUGUCGUACAGGCAAAUGUGUCAAUAAAGAGAAUGAAUAAGUUCAUGAAUUGUGAAGAACUGGACCCCAAUAAUGUUACACAUGAUUAUUCUGACAAAUAUCCUCUUGUCAUGGAAAAUGGUACCUUCAGCUGGGGCCCUGAUGAAAGUCCAAUAUUAAGAAGCAUUAAUCUGCAAAUCAAACAAAGUUCAUUGGUAGCUGUUGUUGGAACUGUUGGUUCAGGAAAGAGUUCACUGGUUUCAGCUUUUCUUGGUGAAAUGGACAAAAUUACUGGCAGGGUUAACACCAAGGGUUCAAUUGCUUAUGUACCACAGCAGGCAUGGAUACAGAAUGCUACUUUGAAGGACAACAUUCUGUUUGGUAAAUCCUUAGAGCAGUCUUCAUACCUUCGAAUAGUAGAUGCAUGUGCACUUAAACCUGAUCUUCAGAUGCUACCGGGUGGUGAUCAGACAGAAAUUGGAGAAAAGGGUAUAAAUUUGAGUGGUGGUCAGAAACAGAGAGUCAGUUUGGCUAGAGCAGUUUAUAGCAAUGCUGAUAUAUAUUUUCUAGAUGAUCCUCUCAGUGCUGUUGAUAGUCAUGUUGGAAAGCACAUCUUUGAAAAUGUUAUUGGACCAACAGGAUACUGAAAAAGAAGGUAAACACGAGUGCUGGUGACACACAGUAUAACAUUCCUGCCAGAGGUAGACCUCAUUGUAGUUCUUAAAGAUGGUGAAGUUACUGAGAUUGGUGCUUAUAAGGAAUUGCUUGAAAAGAAGGGUGCAUUUGCAGAGUUCCUUGUCCAGCAUCUUCAGGAGGCUGCCACAGAUGAAGGCGAUGGAGAGCUUGAAGAGAUCAAACAACAGUUGGAGGACACAAUUGGUGCUGAAGAACUAUCACAAAAAUUGAAGCGAGCAAGGUCAAGAGUUUCAGAAAGUCACAGUGAUAGUGGCUCAAUUGGUGAUAAAAAUUCACUUUCAGUGUCGGGAUCAGUAUACAGGCAAAACUCAAUAGAGAGUAGCACUGAGAAGAGUAAUAGCCUUAAAAGAGCCAAUAGUGUUGAGAAGAAUAAUGUACUUGUUAAAUCAGUGCAGCCUGGGGAGAAGCUUAUAGAAAUUGAGAAAGCAGAAACAGGAAGUGUGAAAUGGGCAGUUUACUCACAUUACCUGAAAUCUGUGGGCAUAUUUCUCUCAUUGGCCACAAUAUUAUUUAACUUCGUAUUUCAAGCAUUUUCAAUUGGUACUAACAUCUGGCUAUCUGUCUGGUCAAAUGAUGCAGAUUAUGUUGCUAACACUUCAGAUACAGCGAAGAGGGAUCUCUACUUAGGCGUAUAUGGAGCACUGGGUUUCGGGCAAGCUCUUGUCUCCUACUUAACUGAUCUGCUGCCACUGCUGGGCUUAUGGCAUGCAGCCAGAACAAUGCAUGCAGCGAUGUUGUACGGGGUUAUGCGUGCACCACUCAUGUUCUUUGAUACAACACCCAUUGGUCGAAUAAUGAGCCGCUUCUCAAAAGAUGUUGAUGUCUUGGACACUACGAUGCCCCAGCUGAUUUCUGAUUGUCUCUAUUGCUUGUUUGAGGUACUGGCAACCAUAGUUGUUAUCAGCUAUAGUACGCCAAUAUUUAUGGUAGUUAUUAUACCAAUUGGAAUUUUAUACUAUUUUAUACAGCGUUUUUAUGUAGCAACAUCCAGACAGCUCAAACGUCUUGAAUCAAUUUCCAGAUCACCAAUAUAUUCUCAUUUUGGGGAAACAGUGACAGGUGCUUCAACCAUCCGAGCAUAUGGUGUGCAGCAGCGGUUCAUCCGAGAAAAUGAGAAUAAGGUGGAUGUGAAUCAAGUGUGUUAUUAUCCUAGCAUUAUUGCAAACAGGUGGCUUGCUGUCAGAUUAGAGAUGAUUGGCAAUUUAAUAAUACUAUUUUCAUCACUGUUUGCGGUCUUGGGUCGUGAUUCCAUAAAUGCUGGAAUAGUGGGACUGUCUGUCAGCUAUGCACUCCAGGUAACACAAACUCUAAACUGGUUGGUAAGAAUGACGUCAGAUGUGGAGACAAAUAUUGUGGCAGUGGAAAGAAUAAAAGAAUAUGGCGAAACUCCUCAGGAAGCACCGUGGGAAGUACCUGCAACACAACCACCUAAUGACUGGCCUUCAAAAGGGGAAGUGCAGUUCAAAGACUACAAAGUGCGCUACAGGGAGGGCCUCGAUUUGGUAUUGCAUGGAAUUACAUUCAGUGUUUCUGGAGGAGAAAAGGUCGGUAUAGUGGGCAGAACUGGAGCAGGCAAGUCUUCACUGACAUUAGCACUGUUCCGCAUCAUAGAACCAGCUGGUGGCUCGAUUGAAAUUGAUAAUGUCGAUGUAACCAAGCUGGGAUUACACGCUCUGCGGUCACGUCUCACUAUCAUCCCUCAAGAUCCAGUUCUGUUUUCUGGGACACUACGUCUCAAUCUCGAUCCUUUCAAGAAGCAUUCAGAUGAGGAGGUAUGGCGUGCACUUGAACAGGCUCAUUUGAAGGCUUUUGUGAAAGGUUGUGCUGCAGGCCUCAAUCACGAGGUUACUGAAGGUGGUGAAAAUCUCAGUGUUGGGCAACGCCAACUGGUUUGCUUGGCCAGAGCCCUACUGCGAAAGACAAAGGUGUUAAUUCUUGAUGAGGCUACGGCUGCUGUUGACCUUGAGACUGAUGAUUUGAUACAGCAAACAAUACGCACAGAAUUUGAACACUGCACAGUCCUGACAAUCGCUCACAGGUUAAACACAAUCAUGGACUACAACAGAAUUAUUGUUUUAGACAAAGGAAAAGUUGUAGAAUUUGAUUCACCUCAGUCACUGUUAGAGAACAGGACAUCCAUCUUCUACAGCAUGGCUAAAGAUGCAGGCUUAGCAUGAGUUCACUAAACAAGAAUGUAUUGAGGAGAAGAAGAGAGAAAUGUGUUCCUCCAAUUCAUAACGUGCAUCAUAUCCAACUGCAUCUUUUAAGAGAAGCGUGGUUAGCAGCAAACCAUGAUGACUUCCAGAAGAAAGCAUUUAAGCACACAAAUAUACUAUGUUGACAGUAUUGUUGUUUGUUUUUGUUCAGGAUACAGAAAACAGUACAAAAUCAGGAAUCAGAGAUGCUACUUGAUAUCCAUCAUUUCUCUUCAUAAGUGUAAAUUAUUAUUUAAUCUUAUGCUGUACAGGAUUUUUUAAUGGAAAAACUUAUCACAGUUGUCAAGAAACAAGCCCUUUUUCUCAGGUUCAUCACAGCACAUUAUUUUUUUAAAAAAAUUGUCCUUAAUCAGCCGCUCGUUUCUCCACUUUAGCACAUAUUUUUGAGAGCAAUGUUUCUAAUAUCAAAAGUUAAUGUUUUUUACAGUGAUAUCAUUUCCAUUGCCAUUUAAACUUUUGACAUCCUUUGUUCAAGAUGCCUUUGUUUUGAUUUUCUUUUAUAUUUAUGAUUCGUUGAUUCAUUUAUAAACACACCUUUUGUAACUGGUCCUCGUUAUUUUGAUGCCAUCUCCUCUUUUGUCAUUGAUUUUUGUGAUGUAAGCAAAUAUUUCUAUUUUUUUAUGGUUGCAGUGGCAAUAGGAGGUGAUGUCGAAUUUACUUUCAGUACUUAAAUUCCAGUGCGCAUCCAAAGCAGUAAAAUGGCACUGUACUUCAUUGUUUUACACAUUUGGACAGUUAAUUGAUUCAUUCCAUAGUUCAUUGUAGUGAGCAAUUACAACAUUGGAAAGUGUAAUUGCUCAUUUCCAUAAUGAAGUGAAACAAAAAUGUGAAAGCUUGUUGCUGUAUGACUGUGCUGCUGUGCCAGAUAAGAUUCAUAAUCAUCUCCCAUUUUUUAUUGUAGUACUUAUUACAAUUGUACUUAUUUAUUUUGUGUUCAUCAGUGUUAGUUUUGCCAGAGACACAUUACAUCACAGGACAUUUGUGUAAAUGUACAUGAAUUAUUAUUAUUACUAUUAUUAUUCCUGUCAGGCAGUCAUAGUGAACAUAUAUUUGUGAUAUAUGUUGUGUGCUUGAAAAGUAAAACUGUAUUCUUUGGUGUGUCAGAAGGAAACAAGUGCCUGCUGCAUGUGAUACAGUGUGUUUGUGACAAGAUUUUGUCAUGAAAUUGUGAUAGACCAUGUACUUCAUAAACUGCCUUAAAGGAAUGCCAGUAAAUUGUGAUAUCUGAAAGCUGUGUAUGUAACUGUUUUUAUACAAUUCAUUCUCAUUUUAGAAAAUAUUUUCUCUGAAUUGUCUAUGUAUAUUACACACAUUUGAUACUUCUGUUUCAAAUAAAAAAAAAAAAUGAUUUCUUGAAUAAA
Molecule: messenger RNA, 6324 nt
Organism: Schistocerca piceifrons (Central American locust)
Lineage: Eukaryota; Metazoa; Arthropoda; Insecta; Orthoptera; Acrididae
Product: multidrug resistance-associated protein 1-like
Biological process (GO): transmembrane transport
Cellular component (GO): membrane
Molecular function (GO): ABC-type transporter activity; ATP binding; ATP hydrolysis activity
Source: RefSeq, a predicted model, not a curated record